Cylas formicarius (sweet potato weevil) is the source of this 2376-nucleotide messenger RNA. RefSeq names its product hepatocyte nuclear factor 4-gamma (gene Hnf4). The transcript has 9 exons. Gene Ontology annotation, biological process: regulation of transcription by RNA polymerase II; anatomical structure development; cell differentiation. Gene Ontology annotation, molecular function: RNA polymerase II cis-regulatory region sequence-specific DNA binding; nuclear receptor activity; zinc ion binding. NCBI's taxonomy places the organism in Eukaryota, Metazoa, Arthropoda, Insecta, Coleoptera, Brentidae. The record is from RefSeq and is a predicted model, not a curated record. The coding region runs from base 289 to 1791 and encodes 500 amino acids.
AACAAUUUCUGUGAUCUGUGCAUAGUGUCAAUAACUUUUAAAUGUUUCAAAAAAUAAUAGAUUCUUUUAUCUCAUUAACAUGACUAAUCAAGAAAAGAAAAUUGAUUUUCGGGAUCUUUAUUUAUAUGAUAUGACACCACAUGAAACGGUGAUGCCAGUCCGAUCAAAGUACACAGCUAUCAUGGUUAUUUGAGGUUAAAAUGCUUUGUUUUUGGAUUUCCCUAAGUUUCGUUUGUAUUUUUUUUCCAAAGAGUUCAUUAUACGGUGCAAGUGCAAAUAAACAAAGUGAUGGUGGAACCUGCGGAAUCAACGCAACAGGUGGCAUUUUCUAACAACAACGAAACGUCGGUGAUAGUCCAAAACGUCACAAUGACAUCUCCAAAUGCAGACUCCGAUGCCACUCUAUCUACCGCAAGCGGGACCGGGUCUCUUGGGGGUUCCCCCGGUCUCAUCAACUCCCUUUCGCAAUCGGUGGUCGGCGGAGCUGGAAACGCCGCACUGGGGCAGUAUUGCGCAAUAUGUGGGGAUAGAGCGACCGGCAAACAUUAUGGGGCAGCUUCGUGUGAUGGCUGCAAAGGAUUUUUUAGACGGUCGGUGAGGAAGAACCACCUAUAUACAUGCAGAUUUAGUCGUAAUUGUGUAGUCGACAAAGACAAAAGAAACCAAUGCCGAUAUUGUAGACUGCGAAAAUGUUUUAAAGCUGGAAUGAAAAAAGAAGCCGUACAAAAUGAAAGGGACCGAAUAAGUUGUCGCAGACCCAGUUAUGAGGAAAAAAAUCAAAACAACGGACUAUCCGUUAGUUCUUUACUAAAUGCCGAAAUGUUAUCCAGACAGGUUGGAGCUGCGUUGGAACAAAUGGGAACAAAUACAAUAAACGAUUGCGAUUUGUCAAAUCGGCAACUAGCUAGUAUAGACGAUAUAUGCGACUCAAUGAAACAACAGCUACUUAUACUCGUUGAGUGGGCAAAGUACAUUCCCGCAUUUACCGAGCUACAGCUGGACGAUCAGGUGGCUUUAUUGCGGGCGCACGCCGGAGAACACCUGCUAUUGGGAUUAGCUAGGCGUUCCAUGCAUUUGAAGGAUGUUUUACUUCUUGGAAAUAAUUGUAUUAUAACCAAACAUUGUCCAGAUUUAAGUAUCGCAAGAGUGGGCACCCGUAUCAUGGAUGAACUUGUGAGACCUAUGACUGAAGUACAAAUUGAUGACACUGAGUUUGCUUGCUUAAAGGCUAUUGUCUUUUUUGAUCCCAAUGCGAAAGGUUUAAGUGAGCCUAACCAUAUCAAACAAUUACGCUAUCAAAUUCAGAUAAAUCUGGAAGACUACAUCAGUGACAGACAGUAUGACAGCAGAGGAAGAUUUGGCGAACUACUUUUAACUUUACCACCUCUGCAAUCAAUUACUUGGCAAAUGAUAGAGCAAAUUCAAUUUGCCAAAUUAUUUGGUGUGACCCACAUAGACAGUUUACUGCAGGAAAUGUUGCUGGGGGGUGGAAUGGAUAACAGCCCAACUCUGGUUGUCCCUGGUCAAGUGUCUACUAAUAUUCCUCAAGCAAUCAACAACAACACCAAUGGUUACCAUGGUGCGACAAGCGAUUCUACUGAUAGUCCAGUUACAUCGCCAUUAACAACACCAGGUAGCCCUGCAGACCAUUUGAUAAAUGGAAGAAAUGUUGCUAGCCCUCCAGUUGCAAGUAGUGGAAUCCUUAUUAUGAGAGACAUGGCUGCAAUAGACGAAUCAUAUGGUAUGGCAUUUAAGCCAGAACCAAUCAAAGAAGAGCAGCAUACUUAUUAGUAAUUUAAAAAAAAAAAUACAAAUUUAAAUUUUUUUUGAUAACUUUGUAGUCAAUGAAAUAAUCUUUGAAAGUGCCUUGCCAAAAAUAUUCUUUAUUCUGAUGUAACAUAAAUGCAAUUUAAGCAUGUGAUAAUAACAUUAUUUGACAAUAAUUCGUUGGUUCAUUUUUAUGAAGGAAAUUGUUAUUUAUUUUUGGGGGAUAUCUGCGAAAACUAAAAUGUAAUUGGCCGGCUAGUAGAAGUAAUAAAAAGUUUUUGCAGUUGUCUGAAUUGUGAGUAGUAUCACAAUAUGUUUAUUUAGAGUAAUAUAAGUUGUGUGGUAUUGCCAUGUUAUUAUACAAAAUAUUAUAUUGUUAUUAGUAUGGGCUAAAGGUGAAACAAAGUAUGUAAAUUUGUAGGAUUCUAUUUACUCAACCAUAUUGGUUAUAAAUUGUUAUAUUUUAUUUGUUAAAAAUAUAUCAUUUUGUUGACUUUUUAAUAUUUCCUGGAAAGGGUAUGGUUGUUGAUCGGAGAAAACUUGUAUACAUACCAGUAAGAUACAUUUUGUAUCCAUUAUUGUUAAAAAAUAUAAAACUUUGUGAAUGUU